UAUCAUGUCGACGGCUAGUAUCUUCUUCUUCUUGUUAGCUCUUGUUGCGGUGGGAGUUUUUGCCUCCGAUCCGGAGCUUGUCUCGGAUUACGCUGCUGCUCCCGCCGCCACCAACGCGAGCUUCUUCACUUUCACUGGCUUUCGCAGCGAUGUCACGGCUCCAGCGGGAACUUUCCUGGUGAAGAAGGCAUCGCUCGCGGAAUUCCCUGGUCUGAAUGGCCUCGGCGUCUCCAUGGCCAAGCUCUCCUACCAGCCAGGCACGACCAAUCCCCCGCACAUCCAUCCCCGGGCCGCGGAGCUCCUCUUCGUCUUACAGGGCUCGCUCAGCGUCGGCCUGGUGGACACCACCAACAAGCUCUUCGUCCAGAAGCUCGAGAUGGGCGAUAUGUUCGUGUUUCCAAAGGGUCUCGUCCACUUCCAAUUCAACGAUGGACAGCACGAGGCCAAGGCCAUCUCGGCCUUCGGGAGCUCCAGUGCCGGCACCGUUUCCCUCCCCGUCACCCUCUUUGGGUCUGGAAUUGACGAUCAAAUCCUCAGCAAGGCUUUCAAGGUGAGCACGGACACUGUCAAGACUCUCAAAAACGCUCUCGCAGUGAAGAAAACUGCGAGGAAGCUUUGAUUCUUUCAAUGU
Selaginella moellendorffii is the source of this 631-nucleotide messenger RNA. Its product is annotated as germin-like protein 9-3. The record is from RefSeq and is a predicted model, not a curated record. The transcript has a single exon. NCBI's taxonomy places the organism in Eukaryota, Viridiplantae, Streptophyta, Lycopodiopsida, Selaginellales, Selaginellaceae. Gene Ontology annotation, molecular function: manganese ion binding. Gene Ontology annotation, cellular component: cell wall. The coding region runs from base 5 to 619 and encodes 204 amino acids.